AUGGCGCCGUCCAUCGUCUUCAUUGCGACCCUAGCCGCUCUCUUGUCACCAGCAAUCCCAAAUAUUCUGGCCAUUGCUCAACUCACCGCUGGCUGCACGACAAACUCGUUCACAGUCUCCAGUUGGCUCAUUGAAGAUUUCGAAUCCAGCGGAACGACUGUGCGAUUUCAGACACUCAACCGAGCCACCAACACAUCAGCUCAACUGAGUUGUCAGGUUUCAAGAAACACGUCAACAUGGCAAGCUUGCACUAGUGACAGCUCUCCUUUGCUUGCUUCGGUGCAGCUGGAGGCGGCCGUAGCUCGAGUGCGAAUAAACGAGACAUGGGUGUGCAAUGAUCUUACUCCGUCAAGACCGCUCAACUUUGCUGCCCAAGGAGAGGGUUCCCUGCCAAUUACCUGCAAUACCGACGCUUGCGCCCCCUCGUCCACCGAUCCCCUCUUGAUCAAGUCUGUCCUCAGCUCCCCCUUCCCGCUGAGCCCAUCAGCAGUUCCUGGGCCUUCUGGUCACGACAAGGAGGGUUGCGCAGCCGGGUCACGAACACCGUCGUGGGAGGUCUUUUCCACUCAGCUGAAUCUCCGGAACGUCUCCGGAAGGAUUGAAGGAGGAAACGCCUUCAUCCAACUGAGAAAUACCAUCACCGACUACCGUGCAUCUUGCUUCGGGACAUUAACCGGCACCGCCCCUGCGACUAUGCAGUGUUCAGCUCAGUCUACUGGACGGCCCAGAGCGCCAAAAUACAACAUCAACACUGUCCUCACAUUUAGUCCUGGCUCCUUUGUCCUCAUUGAGAUCUUUGGUGUUGGCACUGCCCGGCUCCCACUCGAAUGUUCCGCUGUCGGAGAGACGACAACCUAUUGCGCUGGUGACCCAGCCACGUUUACCGGCCGCCUGAUUUCUGAAAAGCCAAUCCCGCCAUUUUCUCUUGGUGACCCUCUCCCCACAGCCCCAAGUUGCACAAUCUCAUCAGUUGUCGCUCCAUCGUAUAGAUUCUCCGACUUUGAAACAAUAGUAGCGUCCGGAUCGAACCUGGGAAGCAUCAGGUUCGGCAUUGAGCUCAACACUGGAGCCGCGUUCACGGGCUACCCGUCUACUUUUUUCAGAUCCGGCGUUUCGGUGUCUGUCACAGAGGGCGGGUCAACCGCAUGGUAUCCUUGUGUUUUGGAGAGUGUUGGAGAGCAGAGUCUAACACCCACGGCUUGUGCGUUCCGGUAUGAUGCCGCCACGCAGAGUCUAUCCCUCAGUGCGGAUUGGAAGUGUAGUGACCUGGACGCUAGUCGACCGGUUUCCUUUACGGGCGAUCUCAGGACAACGGUUCCUAGCUUGACUUGCUUAACAACAUCGGGGAGAACUCGAUGUGCUACAGCUCCAGGGCAAGCUUGGGCGGCGAACGUGACCAGCGUCUACUGGGGUAAUUAA
Molecule: messenger RNA, 1419 nt
Organism: Podospora anserina S mat+
Lineage: Eukaryota; Fungi; Ascomycota; Sordariomycetes; Sordariales; Podosporaceae
Exons: 4
Coding region: 1-1419 (472 amino acids)
Source: RefSeq, a predicted model, not a curated record